AAAGCGCCUCUCAAGCUGGGUGCGUAAGAAUCCUGCGCCACACGCUGGCCCAGGCUCCGCCUACCGUGCCCUAGGCCCCACCACCCGGGAACGCCACAGGCGGUCGAUCUCAGGCUCCGCCCACCCCGCCACGAGAACCCGCGCUGCUUGUUGAGCAUCGGCCCCUCCCCCGCAGCCCGCCGGCGGGGCUUGUCUCGUGCGUCGGCCUUAGGCCCUUGCCCAGGCCUGCCAUGGAAGGGGAUGUCCCCGUCGCCGCAGCAGCCCACUACCAGCCGGCCAGCCCCCCGCGGGACGCCUGCGUCUACAACAGCUGCUACUGUGAAGAAAAUAUUUGGAAGCUCUGUGAAUACAUCAAAAACCACGACCAAUAUCCAUUAGAAGAGUGUUACGCUGUCUUCAUAUCUAAUGAGAGGAAGAUGAUUCCUAUCUGGAAACAACAGGCAAGACCUGGAGAUGGACCUGUGAUCUGGGAUUACCAUGUUGUCUUGCUUCAUGUGUCGAGUGGAGGACAGAGCUUCAUUUAUGACCUUGACACUGUCCUGCCAUUUCCCUGCCCCUUUGAUACUUACGUGGAAGAUGCCUUUAAGUCUGAUGAGGACAUCCAUCCGCAGUUUAGAAGGAAAUUCCGAGUGAUCCGUGCAGAUUCAUAUUUGAAGAACUUUGCUUCUGACCGAUCUCACAUGAAGGAUUCCAGCGGGAACUGGAGAGAACCUCCUCCGUCCUAUCCCUGCAUCGAGACUGGAGAUUCCAAAAUGAACCUGAAUGAUUUUAUCAGUAUGGAUCCUGAGGUGGGAUGGGGAGCCGUCUACUCACUGUCUGAAUUUGUACAUCGGUUUGGCAGUCAGAACUACUAAACUUGACCUGUGGAUGUAGUCCUGUGGAGAAACGCUAGGACCUGAACAGAUCCACCCCUUCAUCUGGGACAGCGAACAUUAUGGUACAUUUGGUUUGGAAUUAUGUUUUCCGUUUUAUUUCAGUUGAAUUGAAACAUAAGUGAACAAAGUAAUAAAUAGAACCAAUUUUUUUUUUGAUAUGUCAGGUUGAAACUUGAUGUAGUGUGUAUUUGCUCAGUUAUUCCUACAGCUCAUUUGUUAAAACAUGUGAAGACUUAAGCCAAUAAUUGUUUUUGUUAUGAUAGAUGUGUGGAUUUCAUGUCUGUUUUGGAUGUUUCAUUUCUCUCCAGCUACACUGUAAGCUCCUUGAGGGCAGGGCUGUGGCCCAUUUCUCUGUGAAUCUCUAAUGCCCGUAACGUGUGCCAUAAAAUGUUUGCUAGUGAUUGUGCUCCUGCUUGAAGAGGGCUGACAUAGUGAGCUGAAUCAGCAAUAAGUAUUAGUGUUUUGGACCAUUAUGUUCUUAAAAAAGAUUGCAGCCCUCUCAGGCUUAAGUGUUAUUUGGCCUCUUUAUAUACGUUUUUAAAUAAAACUGACUUAAAAUCAA
This is a messenger RNA of Phacochoerus africanus (Common warthog), 1437 nucleotides long. RefSeq names its product N-terminal glutamine amidase 1 (gene NTAQ1). The coding region runs from base 231 to 854 and encodes 207 amino acids. The record is from RefSeq and is a predicted model, not a curated record. The transcript is spliced from 6 exons. Gene Ontology annotation, cellular component: cytosol; nucleus. Gene Ontology annotation, molecular function: protein-N-terminal asparagine amidohydrolase activity; protein-N-terminal glutamine amidohydrolase activity. Lineage: Eukaryota; Metazoa; Chordata; Mammalia; Artiodactyla; Suidae.